Messenger RNA from Hypomesus transpacificus, 3241 nucleotides. Its product is annotated as inactive dipeptidyl peptidase 10. The coding region runs from base 61 to 2424 and encodes 787 amino acids. NCBI's taxonomy places the organism in Eukaryota, Metazoa, Chordata, Actinopteri, Osmeriformes, Osmeridae. Gene Ontology annotation, biological process: proteolysis. The transcript is spliced from 25 exons. The record is from RefSeq and is a predicted model, not a curated record. Gene Ontology annotation, molecular function: dipeptidyl-peptidase activity; serine-type peptidase activity.
GCAAAGCACGAUCUACGUUUUUUUUCCCAUUCCAACCGACUAUUAUUGAAGCCCGCAAAGAUGAUUGCCACCACUCAACAGAACAUGACCACUGACCUGGAUUUGGGUAGUUCAAGUGGUCCUCCAAGGAAUUGGAAAGGCAUUGGAAUCGCAAUGGUGGUGAUUCUGUCUGUUAUGUCACUGGUCAUUCUAUCAGUCAUCAUCCUUUCCCCCGAUGAGUCACAACUGUUACUCCAAUCUCGCCUUACCAUGGAUGAUCUUGAGAGUGAGAAGUUCAAAGUUCAUGAUCCCAGUGUGGCCUGGUUAAAUGAUAAUGAGGUUGCUGUGCUCACCAGAGAGGGACAUGUCAUGUCAUACAGCCUCUACAGCAACCUUACAUCCACCCUGCUGGAAAACAGCUCCCUGGACCUGACGUCUACUAAGUUCCAGGUGUCUGCAGACAAGAGAUUUGUCAUGCUUUCCUACAACAUCAGACCGGUGUUCUCUCAGUCCUUCACAGCCUCCUAUGCUAUCUACACUGUUUCUACUGGAGAUCUCACUGAGCAAAACCUUGGUGGGAGGGCUGUGCUACAGUAUGCAGCCUGGGGUCCCCAGGGGAACCAGCUGGCCUAUGUGUUUGAGGGAGAUAUCUACUACCAGCCAGACGUGACCAGCAGGGCUCUGCGGCUAACAGCCACAGGCCAGGAGGAGCAGGUGGUCAGUGGGAUCUCUGACUGGACCUACGAGGAGGAGAUUCUUCUGUCAUAUCCUGCCCACUGGUGGUCUGCUGAUGGGGCCCGACUGGCAUACCUCACCAUCAAUAACUCUGCUACUCCCUUAAUGGAUAUACCACACUUCUUAGGCGGCCUCUACCCCUCCAAUGUUCUCUAUCCUUACCCUAAGGCUGGUUCCAGUAUUCCUGCAGUCAGUCUGUUUGUAGUGAAUCUAUAUGGUCCAGCUCACACUCUAGAGAUGAUCCCUCCAGACAACCUCAAUGCCAGAGACAGCUACAUCUCCAUGGUGACUUGGACCAGCAGCACCCGGCUAGCGGUUCGUUGGUUGAAUCGCUCCCAGAACCAAUCAGUGCUCUGUGUGUGCAAGGCUACCACAGGGGCUUGCUUAGAGAAAUACAAGAUGAUCAUGGACUUGAUGCAAAACCAACGACAGGAGGUGCCAUUGUUCUCAGCCGACGGCUCCUUGUUUUUCCUGACACUGCCAGCCAAACAGGGGGCUCGUGGAGAGUUCCAACACAUUGCCAGCUUCCCUGUCCAGCCCACGGGGCCGUCAGGCCCUCCACGGUUUCUGACAUCUGGGAACUGGGAUGUCACUUUGCUGUGUGCCCUGGAUGAGGAGGCAGGGAAGAUAUAUUUUCUAAGCACAGAAGAAUCCAGACAGAGCAGACAUCUGUACAGUGCGGAUCUGGAGGGGGUUUUCCAACGCCAGUGUCUCACCUGCAAUUUAUUAGAUGGAUGCAGCUUUUUUAAAGCCGAGUUCAGCCCCAAUCAGACAUAUUUCACACUGUAUUGCCUUGGCCCUGGGAUCCCUAAAGUUACCGUUCACAUUACAAAGGACCCUUCCAGUUACAUGGUUAUGGAGGAUAAUGCACCUCUCUCUGAAGCACUACAGGGCAAGAGACUCCCAAAGACCCUGUUCAAGACCCUCUCAGCAGAUAACCAUGACCUCCACCUGAAAUUGUCCUUGCCUCAGUGGUUUGAAGCCAACCUCCACCCGCUCCUCAUCAUUGUGAAUGGAGUUCCAGGCAGUCAGUCAGUGACAGAGGAGUUUGCCCUGGGCUGGCCUGAGGUCCUGCUCAGCUCUCAUGACGUGGCCUUGGCUUGGGUGGAUGGCAGGAGUGAUGAUGGACGGGGACAGAAGGCCCCUGCAAAUGACCCACGCAAGCUUGGCUCACUGAGAGUCAAAGAUCAGCUUGGAGUUGUAGAGUGGUUGAUGCAACUCCCCUACAUUGAUGAUCGACGUAUGGCCCUUUAUGGCAAGGCUUUUGGUGGUUAUGUAACCCUCAAGAUGCUAGCUGCAACUGAGAAGUUAUUUCGAUGUGCAGCGGCUGCAGCUCCUAUAACAGACUUCAAACUGUACAGUGCUGCCUUCUCAGAGAGGUAUCUGGGACUCCCUGUAAAGGAUGAGCACACUUACUUAAUGGCCUCUGUGCUGGAGGAGGUCACCAAGCUGAAGGAGGAGAACUUUCUCAUACUGCAUGGAACUGCAGAUGCCAGGGUACACUUCCAGCACAGUGCUGAGCUCCUGAGCCGUCUGGUGAAGGUAGAGGCCAACUACUCCUUGCAGCUGUACCCAGAUGGGGGCCACACCCUGUGGGAGCAACGCAGCAUCCAGCACUUCCAGCGAACCCUGGUGCACUACCUCCAAACAUGUCUUAGGCAUAGCCUCCUGCAGGCACCUGUGGAAGAACCAGAGGAUGAGGAGGACUGAAUAGGAAAUGUAUGUUCCUCUGGAGAGAUGGACCUGGGAGAAUUACUGUCUUAUGCAUUGCCUUGGGCCUGACCUACGAUACACAAGAACACAGGAGUGUGGACCAAUCACAAUGGAUAACUGCAUACGGAUGUCUUAACGACUUCGGGAAUAUACUGUCUCUCUGUACUCUCUAACUUGUUUGAAUAGAUUUACCUUGUCCCUUGACUCUACUGAUCACUAAGUCAGUAUCUGGGAUAGGUAACUUGCUCCUGAUUUGACUUAAAGUUCACAGUAAUGAAACAUGCAUGUCAUUACAAUGGCUGCAUGAUGUGGAGUGGUUUACAAUGCAUUCCUUCUGUUUUGUUUCCUUGCAGAUUUACCCAACAACUGACUGAUAACAUGGUGGUUCAUUGCAUUAAAUUAAACAAAUAAUACCAUGUCCUUUCUGAAAUGCUUCCAAACUGACAGUUUGGUUUCAUGCAUCUUGAAUGAUUCUAUGGUAACAAUUACUGUAUCUUUGGCAAGUCUCCAUGGAUGCAAUUCAAUACAAUUGCCAAACUCAAACAAAAGCACAUUUUCUUCAAAUCUUUUGGAUGGUUUGUUUUGUUUUGGUAAUUUGUUUACUUGAAAUAUUUUGGAUACAGUUUUGUUGUUGUUGUAUUUCCUGUGCUUUGCAAAUGCAAACAUUUUAUAGAAAUGUUUUAUGACAGUGUGUUACAAAGCUAAAAACAUAUUCCAGAAUGCCCUACAGAAUGUAGGUUGUAACUCCUGUAGCUAAGUGUCAAUCAAAACCAUGGAUCUUACUUGGUGAAUGCAUGUAUUCUGUUUGAAACUG